Messenger RNA from Harmonia axyridis, 2465 nucleotides. Its product is annotated as zinc finger protein 596-like. Gene Ontology annotation, molecular function: DNA-binding transcription factor activity, RNA polymerase II-specific; RNA polymerase II transcription regulatory region sequence-specific DNA binding. The transcript has 2 exons. The record is from RefSeq and is a predicted model, not a curated record. Lineage: Eukaryota; Metazoa; Arthropoda; Insecta; Coleoptera; Coccinellidae. Gene Ontology annotation, biological process: regulation of transcription by RNA polymerase II. The coding region runs from base 443 to 2185 and encodes 580 amino acids. Gene Ontology annotation, cellular component: nucleus.
CUCAAUGAUUAACAAAUAGGGACUUACAAUUUGAGUAAUGAAGAAGCAACUGAAUUAUUGCCUAGUAAAAGCUCAAAGGCAGCGUUCUCAUUGAAAUCUUUCUGUAAGGAUUGCUAGCUCAAUAUAGACCUCAGUCUGAGCAUAAAAUCGUUACUGAUAAGAACAAUAUGAUAAAAAGAAUGAAUUCUUUCUAUGAUUCAAAAUCAUCCAGAUCUCUUUUUUGAUAAGAGCUAUGAAUGGUAGAAGAAAAAUUUUUGUCAUUUGAUUAUGGUUUUCAAAUAUAACAAGACCUUCACUUUUGAAUUGUUAUUGAUUCCACUCAGAUCAUUUUUAUCUUAAAAAGAUCGUUCGUCUUAGAAGAAGAACUAUUGAGUGUUCAGAACUUGAAGACAACUUCAAGACUCAUUUGGAAAAAAAAGUUGUUCAUAUCUCUGAACAAUUGAUGGAUGAGAAUGGAGUUCAUGAGAAGAGAGAGCAGUUGGAAAAUGUUUUUGAAAAUGACUUGAUAUAUCCUUUCAAUAAUGAUGAUUCCUUAAACAUAAAAGAAUCACCGAAAUUCCUUGAAGAUUCUUCCAAUUCAAGUAUGAAGAAACAUAAGUGUCAUCUGUGUGAUUUUGCUACAAAACAUAAAAGAUCACUAAAACAACAUGUAAAUUCUGUUCAUAUAAAUUUGAAGGAACAUGAGUGUCACAUGUGUGAUUAUGCUACAAACUAUAAAUAUUUAAUCAAACAACAUAUAAAACGUGUUCAUACCAAUGUGAAAGAACAUGGGUGUCACAUGUGUGAUUAUGCAGCAAAUAGGAAAGCACUUCUCGAUAAUCAUAUUAAUUCUGUACAUUUGAAUAUAAAGAAAUUUAAAUGCCACCUGUGUGAUUUUGCAGCCAAUACGAAAACGCAUCUCAAACAACAUAUAGAUUCUGUUCAUUUGAAAUUAAAAGGACAUAAGUGCCACCUUUGUGAUUAUGCUGCAAAUCAGAAAGUGAAUCUCAAACAACAUAUAAAUUCAUUUCAUUUGAAUUUGAAGAGACAUAAGUGUCACAUGUGUGAUUAUGCUACAAAUAAUAAACAAUUACUUGAACAACAUAUAGAUUCAGUUCAUUUGAAAUUGAAAGAACAUAAGUGUCACCUGUGUGAUUAUGCUGCAAAUCUGAAACAGCAUCUUAAUCGACACAUUAAUUCUGUUCAUUUAAAUUUGAAAACACACAAAUGUCACUUGUGUGAUUAUGCUGUGAAUCGUAAAGAAUUACUUGAACAACAUAUAAAUUCAGCCCAUUUAAAUUUGAAGCAAUAUAAGUGUCAUCUGUGUGAUUAUGCUGCAAAUCAGAAUGUCAAUCUCAAACGACACAUAGAUUCAGUUCAUAUAAAUUUGAAGGAGCAUAAAUGUCAUAUGUGUGAUUUUGCUGCUAAUCAGAAAGUUUUUCUCAAACAACAUAUCGAUGCUGUUCAUUUCAAUUUGAAGAAACAUAAGUGUCACCUGUGUGAUUAUGCUACAAACUAUAAAUAUUUAAUCAAACAGCAUAUAAAUCAUGUACAUUUAAAUUUGAAGGAACACAAGUGUCACAUGUGUGAUUAUGCUACAAAUAGAAAAGUGCUUCUCAAUCAUCAUAUCAAUUCUGUACAUUCAAAUAUGAAGAAACAUAAAUGUCACCUGUGUGAUUAUGCUGCAAAUCAGAAAAUUCAUCUCAAACAUCAUAUAGAUUCAGUUCAUUUGAAAUUGAAGGAACAUAAGUGUCACCUCUGUGAUUAUGCUGCAAGUCAGAAAAUGCAUCUCAAACAACAUAUAGAUUCUGUCCAUUUGAAUUUGAAGAAACAUAAGUGUGACAUGUGUGAUUAUGCUACAAAUUAUAAACAAUUACUCGAACAACAUAAAGAUUCAAUCCAUUUGAAAUUGAAAGAACAUAAAUGCCACCUGUGUAAUUAUGCUGCAAAUCUGAAAGAGAAUCUCAAAAAGCAUAUAGAUGCUGUUCAUUUGAAUUUGAAGAAACGUAAGUGUCACAUGUGUGACUAUGCUACAAAUAAUAAACAAUCAUUGGAACAACAUAUAGAUUCAGUUCAUAAAAAUCUCAACCAACAUAUGAAUUCUAAUGAUUCAGAUAUGAAGCAACAUGUGUCAACCGAAAAUUCGAAACACAAAGAUUCGAUUCAUUUCAAUGAACAUGGUUACACCCAAAAUCAGAACAGUUAAUUAAAAUCUUAAUCAACAUAUGAAUUCUAAUGAUUCAAAUAUGGAGCAACAUGUCUCAACCAAAAGUUUAAAUCAUAUGGAUUCGAUUAAUUUCAAAGAACAUAGUUUUACUGAAAAUUAGAACAUGGUAAUAAAACAAAAUAUAGAUUCUGUGCAUUUAGAAUAAAUGCAGUGUGGAUAUCAUAUCUUUGGUUUCAAUGUAAAUUAUAAAAGUAUCUCCCAACAACAUAUAUCUAUAUAUAUAUCCUGUUUAAUUAAUAAUUAAAAUUGAAGCAACAUA